AUGCCGCCGAUAACGAUAGCUCAGGCAGCGGACAUCAUCUUGAAACAUCCACGGCCACCUCGAGCAGUCAGCAAGCUGCUUGUGCCUUCUGCGUUCUGCAUGCCUCCCCCAGACUCGAACACCGUUCCGACCGAACCUGAAAGCGUCCCUGAUCCGUCGGCAGCCGGGAAAGCCACUGAACAUGACGCCACCAUGAGCCAACCUACUCUGGCAAAGCAGCCUGGCCCCACGGCGCCUGGCGAGGCCGAAGCGUCGUCAGGCAGCAUAGAUGUGUCCCUGAUACCCCUUACCGAAGCACCGAGUGCAGCCGACAAGCAUAAUGACACAUCCGAAUCGAAGGGUCCGGACUCGACGGCCACCGAGAACCAGGUACACCAGUCCGAGUCGGACUGCGUGCUCGAGACCGGCCAUGCCCCAGCAAGCUACAAGGAAAGCGCACCUGAGCCUCCAGCUAAAGACGAAGCCUUGGUGAAAGGCAAGGAGCCAGCAGUAGAAGGUCAAUCUACAAAUGACCAAAUGGAGGACUCCGUCUCGACACUCAAGCCUAGGAAGCCCCAGUACCUGACAAUAGAAACGCCUCCGUAUGUUGAUCCUACGCCACCAACGCCUUCCGGCUCGCAACCGCCAUCGAGAGCGAGCUCGUCUAGGUCUAAAGGACAUGGUCCAGAACCAUCGCCCACGCGGUCCGAUGUGGCCUAUGACGAGCGAAGGUACGCAAGUGAGGACGACCAAGAAGGCAACUCACGGUCAGAGAUACAGAGCAUCAUGGAGCAGUUCCCGGAAGAGGGUGGAGGCCCAGAUGUGGAAGAAGUCAUGAGUCCAAGGCUGGAGAUUGCUUCACCUUUUCUGAGCAACCCUUCGCCUCAACACCCUCCCAGGAAGUCGAGCCUCGAGCCUCUCGCGCCCAGUAUUGCGCAGCAGAUCCAAGAAAUGCAGGGUUUGAGUCUCUCCACAUCCUCGCCCACAAGCGCAAGAUCAAAACCAUGGGAGAAAGAGGCAGAUGAUCAAGGGCCACCCGUUCCCCCGAAGGAUGGGCCUUCAGACGAGAGGGCGCCCGCCGAACCCCAGGUUUCUCCCACAGCUACAAUACACAGACCUCCUCCCCCUGACCCAGAGCCGGAGCCGACUCUGCCUUUCGACUUCCACCGUUUUCUUGAGCAACUUAAGAACAAGAAAGCCGACCCAGUCGCAAGGUACCUCAAAUCUUUCCUCCAAGAGUUUGCGAAGCGACAAUGGAUGGUGCAUGAGCAGGUGAAGAUCAUUAGCGAUUUUCUUGCCUUCAUCGCCAACAAGAUGGCGCAGUGCGAGGUGUGGAGAGAGGUGUCAGAUGCUGAGUUUGAUAACGCACGGGAAGGCAUGGAAAAACUCGUCAUGAACCGUCUAUAUACCCAAACCUUUUCGCCCGCCAUCCCACCACCUCAGCCGAUUCCGGGCGCGAAACCAAGGAAGCGAGGCGACGAUCGACCUCUGGGGCCGGGCCGACGUGGUCAGCAUCAGGAAGACGUCGAGCGUGACGAGAUUCUCGCGCAGAAGAUCAACAUUUACGGUUGGCCCAGCAAGGUUCGCGCACUUUACGUGGAGAUAUUCGACCGCGUGCUAAUCAAUGUAGAGCUUCUAAAAAUCCGAUCAUACCGAGCACCCAGAGACAAAAUCAUUUGCGUCUUGAACUGCUGCAAGGUUAUCUUUGGUCUUCUGAAGAAUGCCAAGUCCGAUACGUCAGCGGACUCUUUCAUGCCACUGCUCAUCUAUGUCGUGCUGCAAAGUAACCCUGACCACCUGGUGUCUAACGUGCAGUAUAUCCUUCGCUUCAGAAACCAAGAAAAGCUCGGCGGCGAAGCUGGAUACUACCUUUCGUCCUUGAUGGGAGCCAUACAAUUCAUCGAGAAUAUGGACCGCACAACACUAACCAUUACGGAUGAAGAGUUCGAAAAGAACGUGGAAACAGCCGUGUCUGCGAUUGCAGAGAAGCACCGCACAUCGAUGGAGGCGUCUCCUGUACAGGAUCAUUAUUCGGAGAAGACUGGCUUGCACCAACCUGGAAAAUCGCCGUCUACGCGCCCCUCCCUAGACAUAGAUCCAGCAGGGACGCCACGCCGUUCCCUGUCAUCUGACCAAGGCGACGAUGGCGCCGCAAUCUCUGGCCUUCUGCGCACUAUCCAGAAGCCUCUUUCGACCAUUGGGCGCAUGUUCUCGGACGAUCCCAGUGGCGCUGGCCCAAGCGAGCCUGCGCGAACCCCACAGCAUGAUAAUACCCCCCGGCUGUCGCCCCGUCCCAGCACCGACGGCAGACCGUUGAGGGAAGAGAGACAGCAGCUGUCGGCCGAAGAAGCAGCUGCUAGACAAGCCAGCGCGGAAGUGGCCGAGGCCCAACGACUCUCCAGAGCCGAACACAAUAAUGUCGUCGAGACACUAGCUGGCAUGUUCCCCGACCUGGACAGGGACAUUAUUAGUGAUGUUGUCUACCAGAAGGAGGGAAGGGUUGGUCUCGCUGUAGACGCGUGCUUGGCACUGAGUUCCUAG
Neoarthrinium moseri is the source of this 2520-nucleotide messenger RNA. RefSeq lists its product as uncharacterized. Lineage: Eukaryota; Fungi; Ascomycota; Sordariomycetes; Amphisphaeriales; Apiosporaceae. Gene Ontology annotation, biological process: vesicle-mediated transport. Gene Ontology annotation, cellular component: cytosol; endocytic vesicle. The coding region runs from base 1 to 2520 and encodes 839 amino acids. The record is from RefSeq and is a predicted model, not a curated record. Gene Ontology annotation, molecular function: guanyl-nucleotide exchange factor activity; ubiquitin binding; small GTPase binding. The transcript is spliced from 5 exons.